CUCCACUGUCCCCGUGACCCGCGCCGGCCUCAUUCGUACUGUACCGUAUCUCUUGGAAGUCUAUCUACAGGGCAAUACGCCUUGUUCGCAUGGUCGGCAUCGUAUUGCACGCCUCAAUGCAUCCCUAAAAUAGACCAGAAUAUGAAGACUGUCAUACAACGUGUCAAAUCCGCCUCGGUAACGGUCGACGGCCAACUCAUUUCCACCAUCUCCAAAGGCCUGCUUAUUUUCGCUGCUGUUGGCAAGGAUGACACACCCAAGGAAGUGGAGUCGAUGGCCAGCAAAGUGUUGAAGGCAAAGUUUUGGGAUGAUGAGAACGGCGGCAAAUGGAAGAAGAACGUGCAGGAGAUUGAUGGCGAGGUGCUUUGUGUCUCUCAAUUCACCCUGCUAGCGACGAUGAAGAAAGGCAACAAACCCGACUUCCACAAAGCUGCACCGGCUGCUAAAGGAAAGGAGUUGUACGACAUUUUCAUCGGCAAGGUCCGCUCUCUCUACCACGAGGACCGGGUCAAAGACGGCGUUUUCCAAGCCAUGAUGGAUGUCGGACUGGUGAACGAUGGGCCGGUUACGAUUGAGAUUGAGACGAAUCCGCCAGAAAUGAAGAAUCCUUCUGGUCUUCCGCAACGGCCGGAAGAAGGCGAUACGAUGAAGGGACAUAUCCACAAGCAGUUUGAACUGCCAGCUUCGCUUCUGGAGUGAUGUCUUGUAUUCCACACCCUGCCCGACAUUUCCAGAGAGGAGAAAUGCAGCGGCUUUCUGGCCCUUAACUGGCAUACGAAGGCUACGAGGCUACAAAAGCUCAAACCUCAGCCAGCAAUGCCCGCUCCUCUCACCAGCUACGAACACAUCU
Messenger RNA from Neohortaea acidophila, 850 nucleotides. Its product is annotated as putative aminoacyl-tRNA hydrolase. The record is from RefSeq and is a predicted model, not a curated record. The transcript has 5 exons. The coding region runs from base 142 to 699 and encodes 185 amino acids. Gene Ontology annotation, cellular component: cytoplasm. Gene Ontology annotation, molecular function: D-tyrosyl-tRNA(Tyr) deacylase activity. NCBI's taxonomy places the organism in Eukaryota, Fungi, Ascomycota, Dothideomycetes, Mycosphaerellales, Teratosphaeriaceae. Gene Ontology annotation, biological process: tRNA metabolic process.